GUUCGAAAUGUAGUUAUCUUUGGGUGACCGAAGAUUGCAGAUGUGUGGAUUUAUUAUUCCGAAAAUAUUUGAUCUCAGUUCCGUUUGUGCAGCGUAUGCAGAAAAAAAUUUAAACCUGAAAAUCGAUUUCGGCUCCAAAUCUUCCACUGAAUUGUCGUAACUAAUUACUUAAAACAAUAUUGAUGCAAUAUUUAGUGACACACGGAUAACACACUUUAGGCACCUGAGAUCGCCAGAACGAAAUAUCGCAACCAAAUUUUCUACAAACCUUGGAUAUUUUUUGCGACUGAAUGUGAAGUAUGUUGGCAAUGGUGUUCGUGGAAUUUUCUUCGCCGAAUGAUUUGCUGAGCUAGGCUGUUUCAUGAAGUCGGCGCAUUUCGUGGAUAUCUUGGCUCAACGGCCUACUGUGUGAAAAGAAACAAGUGAAAAUGUUUGAUUAAAAGAUGCAGAUAGGGUAAUAAUACAAAAAAAGCAAUUGCAACCUAGUGCAGCUCGGUCAAUGAUUGGCGUUGGCAAGGUGAAAGUUUUCCCGAUGAAGUUAGCAUAACAAAGGAUGUGCCAGUGUUGAAAGGAUAUACAAAAAAAAGUCACACGCAGAUACGUCACAAACAAAUUUACGCACUACUGGAUAGAGUGGUUUUCGUUGGUGGACGGGGGUGAGGACGUAGAAAAUUUUGGCUGACGUUUUUACGUCGCAACAAUUGGAUGUCUUUGAAAUAGAGACACGUUACCGACAAAUUUGCAGUAUUUUCACCGGAAUGGAAUCGACCGCCAGCGUCGAUAAUGGACUCCGGAAACCGGAACCGACCGGUGCCAAUGCAGACCCAGCUCCAGUGCCAGUACGAAAUCGGUCACCGAAGCAGCCGAAGGAAAUUCACUAUGUGAAUCCCUUUGUGCAUAAGCUGAUUUGGGACGAUCCUGUUGAUAAAAUUAAGACCGCCUUCCUCACAGUAUUCCUGCUGCCAUUUAGAGUGAUACUCAUCCUAAUCUGUCUGGUGAUAGCGUGGACCCUAGCAAACAUCGGCCUCUAUGGACUUUCCCGGGAUGAACUUCGGACAAAGCCACUAUCGGGCUGGCGGCGACAGUUACGCGUUCUAACCGGACAAAUGAUGCGACUACUGUUCGUGUUUGGUUCAUUCAACUGCAUCCGGACCAAGGGUGAACGGGCCUCCCCGAAGGAGGCCCCGGUGAUCUGCGUGGCGCCCCACACCGCUUUCUACGAUUCGAUCUGUGUUAUUAUGUUCGGACCAUCAGCCGUGGUCGCCAAGUACGAGACCGCUUCGUUGCCGUUUUUCGGAAAGCUGAUCGAUUAUGCGCAACCCAUUUACGUAUGUCGUGAGGAUCCAAACUCUCGCCAAAACACAAUCAAAGAGAUAAUCGAGCGUGCCAAUUCGAAGGAGGAUUGGCCGCAGAUUUUGAUCUUCCCGGAAGGUACCUGCACCAAUCGGACUUCUCUGAUACAGUUCAAACCGGGCGCGUUCUAUCCGGCUGUGCCUAUCCAACCGGUACUGGUUAGGUAUCCGAACAAAGUGGAUACCGUCACAUGGACCUGGGAGGGACCGGAUGCAUUUCAUCUACUGUGGCGAACGCUAACCCAAUUCCAUACGUUUUGUGAAAUCGAAUUUCUACCGGUGUACAUCCCGAACGAGGAGGAAAAGCGGGAUCCAAAACUGUACGCUCGGAACGUGCGAAAUUUGAUGGCCCGUGAGUUGGGCAUACCGAUCUCCGAUUACACUUUCGAUGACUGUAAACUGAUGACGUUCGUGAAAAAUGUCAACAUGCCAUACGCUGCAUUCAGUGCGGACAUUGAGAAGCUGCGCAAGACGUUGGGAUUGGAUAAGCUAACCAUUGAAAAGCAGAUUGUGACCACUGAAACCAGAUUCUCAGAUGAUAACAGUUUCCUGACGAUAGAAGAGUUUUCCAGUAAAUUGCAUAUUCCAGCUGAUGAUGAAUCGACUAAGAAGCUCUUCCGAAUAUUUGUAAAGCCACCCCGCAUGGACGUUAUUGACUUUAGGGAGUACCUGCUUUUAUCGCUGUUCUUGGUUACACUGUACUCACCAAAACUAAACUUCGUUAAAGUGUUGUUCCAGCUGUAUGGGGAAGAUGGUAAAGUUUCUCGACAGUCAUUUUUCGAAACACUUCAGUACCUUGUAAAAAUAAACCAACAGGAAGUGGAUUCCAUUUUCGUGAUGGCGGAUAACGAAAACUUGGGCAGAAUUUCCUUUGAGCAAUUCUCUGAGGUUGUGGACAAGUUCCCUGUCAUCCACAAGAAACUGCAGAAAAAUAACGACCCUAAUAACUUGAGGCUUACUUAAUUUGAUCAGUCAACUCCGUACCACCACAACCACGAAUGGUUUUUGUCCAAAAAUGUAUGGUAGUCAAGAAGGAUGAAAUAUAUCAAUGUUUAGGAUUGAGGUCAAUCAAUACCAGAAAACACCCAAGGUCCUCUAGAAGGGGGUUUUACAGGAAAAAAGUAGAAUCAUUCAGACUACUCAAAACUAAUAUUUAUUUAUCACGUUGGUCAUACUAUAGAAACUCCAUCGUACUUCUCGAACGUGCGUAGCACAGUCAUCAAACAUAUUGUGAAGAAGAUUUGAAUAUCUUCCGUUAGUUUUAGUAUUUUAUUUCGCUCUGCAAAGACAAUUUGCUUAGUAACAAAAAGAACUGAAUUUAAGAUUAUCCUUGAGUUGUUAAAUGAUGGAUGUGGGGCAAAUAACGACUCUGCCUCGCGUUAAAUUUGUAAAUAUAUGUUUUUAAGUCGUAGUAAA
This is a messenger RNA of Malaya genurostris, 2768 nucleotides long. RefSeq names its product lysophosphatidylcholine acyltransferase (gene LPCAT). Lineage: Eukaryota; Metazoa; Arthropoda; Insecta; Diptera; Culicidae. The record is from RefSeq and is a predicted model, not a curated record. Bases 759 to 2315 code for a protein of 518 amino acids. The transcript has 9 exons. Gene Ontology annotation, molecular function: calcium ion binding.